Molecule: messenger RNA, 1308 nt
Organism: Stereum hirsutum FP-91666 SS1
Lineage: Eukaryota; Fungi; Basidiomycota; Agaricomycetes; Russulales; Stereaceae
Exons: 4
Coding region: 1-1308 (435 amino acids)
Source: RefSeq, a predicted model, not a curated record
AUGUCUGACAGCUCUGACACCACUCCUCCCUCUCCCAAAUUGGCUACAACUCAUGAAGAGACUCUUGGGGAGAUUAAGGCUAUCCUAGAGGCUCGACCGUCCUUCACCAGCGGAACUAUGCCCCUCACUCCUACUGAGUCCACCCUGUUCUAUGCCCAAGGUCCCGACGCGUGGCGUAUCGAUCUUGCCAACGCAACAGAGGACCAACUCGUGCAUCUUUCUCAAAUCUGCGCCGCUGCGACAUUCGGGCGCAACCAUGAAGACGUGCUGGACGAGACGUACCGGAAAGCCCGAAAGCUCGAUCGCUGUGAUUUCGCUUGUCAUUAUGAUCCAAUCCAAUCCGGACUCGUUCGAGUGGCGUGUGGAGAUAUUCUUGCCGCAAAGGAUGGAUCACGGCCUGUCAGAGCUGAGCUGUACAAGUUGAACAUCUAUGGACCAGGUUCUUUCUUCAAACCCCAUCAAGAUACGCCGCGCGCGUCGAACAUGUUUGGGUCCCUUGUGGUCGCGUUCCCGACUCAACACGAAGGUGGCGAGCUCGUACUGCGUCCGCGAAACAUGGAUACGGAAGUGUGUCUCGACUUUAGCCAGUGGUUGGGAGCGAAGGAAGAACCGCACGUGGCCUAUGCCUGUUUCUUUGGCGAUGUCGAGCAUGAAGUCUAUGAAGUUACUAAUGGCUAUCGCGUCACUCUCACUUACAACCUCUAUUAUGCCGAUCAAGAUGUCGGAGUUCUUAGGCAUUCCAAGAUCGUCCAGCCCAUCGAGCAAAACCCUCUCUUGCAGAAACUUUCGACUCUCCUCGAUGACCCUGCCUUCCUUCCGAAUGGUGGUACCCUCGGUUUCGGGCUCCGGUACCAAUACUCUGUCAACGAGCGUUCGGACUCGAAGGCAAUCGCUUCCGUUCUCAACGUCAUGAAGGGCAGCGACGCCGAUCUCCUUUACGCCCUACGUUCAAACGGGCUCGAUCCGUUUCUCAUGGUCAUCUACAUGGAAGAGGGAUACACCAUCAUGUGUCCCGAAUAUGUCGAACCUCCCGAAGAGGUUGACGUUGAUGAUGACUGGGUCUCGGAUAUACUUCUUUCAAGGUGGGCAGGUGGUACCGUCAUUGGCCAUUCUGUUCGUCAGAGGAGGAAAGAUUCGGAUGUGGAAGAGCAUGUGCGGUGGGUCACCUCACCGUGGACGAAUAUGAACACCCAUGGGUCGCAGUGCAUUGCGUAUGGUAAUCAGGCUUCGCUCAGUGGCCUGUAUGGUGAUUUGUCGUUGAUUGUUCGUAUCGGUCCGCCUGGUUCGAGAGGAGAAGUAGCUGAAUAG